This is a messenger RNA of Microtus oregoni (creeping vole), 6164 nucleotides long. It is a transcript of the gene Nt5c1a, whose product is annotated as 5'-nucleotidase, cytosolic IA. Gene Ontology annotation, biological process: nucleotide metabolic process; adenosine metabolic process. Bases 7 to 1104 code for a protein of 365 amino acids. The transcript is spliced from 6 exons. Gene Ontology annotation, molecular function: nucleotide binding; magnesium ion binding; 5'-nucleotidase activity. Lineage: Eukaryota; Metazoa; Chordata; Mammalia; Rodentia; Cricetidae. Gene Ontology annotation, cellular component: cytosol; cytoplasm. The record is from RefSeq and is a predicted model, not a curated record.
CGAACCAUGGAACCCGGACAACCCCGGGAGGUCCGUGAACCCGGACCCGGGGCAGAAACCUCUGAGGCGCCGCGCUGGGAGGAGGCCAAGACUUUCUAUGACAAUCUCUCGCCCAAGAAGAAACCCAAAUCGCCAAAGCCUCAGAAUGCGGUCACCAUCGCUGUGUCCUCCAGAGCCUUGUUUCGCAUGGACGAGGAGCAGAGGAUCUACACAGAGCAGGGGGUGGAGGAGUACGUGCGGUACCAGCUGGAACACGAGAAUGAGCCCUUCAGCCCCGGGCCAGCCUUCCCCUUUGUGAAGGCCCUGGAGGCUGUGAACAAGCGGCUUCGGGAGCUGUAUCCCGAUAGCGAAGAUGUUUUUGACAUUGUCCUCAUGACCAACAACCAUGCUCAAGUGGGAGUCCGUCUCAUCAACAGUAUCAACCACUAUGACCUCUUCAUUGAGCGAUUCUGCAUGACAGGUGGGAACAGCCCCAUCUGCUACCUCAAGGCCUAUCACACCAACCUCUACCUGUCAGCUGAUGCGGAAAAAGUGCGAGAAGCCAUUGAUGAGGGGAUUGCCGCUGCCACCAUCUUCAGCCCCAGCAGGGAUGUGGUUGUGUCCCAGAGUCAGCUCCGCGUGGCCUUCGAUGGGGACGCUGUGCUCUUUUCUGACGAGUCAGAGCGCAUUUUCAAGGCCCAUGGACUGGACAGAUUCUUCGAGCAUGAGAAGGCCCAUGAGAACAAACCUUUGGCGCAGGGCCCCCUAAAAGGCUUUCUGGAAGCACUCGGUAGACUGCAGAAGAAAUUCUAUUCCAAAGGCCUGCGGCUGGAGUGCCCGAUUCGUACUUACCUGGUGACAGCGCGCAGUGCGGCCAGUUCUGGGGCUCGGGCCCUCAAGACCCUGCGAAGCUGGGGCCUGGAGACGGAUGAGGCCUUAUUCCUAGCUGGAGCACCCAAGGGCCCCCUUCUUGAGAAGAUCCGCCCACACAUCUUCUUUGAUGACCAGAUGUUUCAUGUGGCUGGGGCACAGGAGAUGGGCACAGUGGCUGCCCAUGUGCCUUACGGCGUGGCCCAGACACCCCAGCGGGCGGCUGUGGCUAAGCAGACUCUAGGUUCACAGUAGUAGGGUCACCUCGCUGUAGGCUCCCUGACAUACUUCCGAACCUCAUCUGGUGACCUUUCCUGGCGCCUCACUGUCCACCAUCCUGCCUGUUGCCCUCUUCCCUUUGCUCAGAUACUCCAAGGAAUUUAGGAAGUCGGGGCCAGCAUUCUCACAGUCCCUGCUGGGCAAACACUGCCAUGAUCCUGGCAAGGAAAACAUGACUCGGCAGGGUAGUUUAGAUGCCGUGGAGAAAUUGGUAGGACCGAGAGCGGCACAGUCAGAGAAGCCAGGAUGCCAAAGGGCUUGGGAUGAAAACUGUCACAUGUAGUGUGAAGAGCAUUGUGCAGGAGAGGGUGGAUUAAGGCAUGGACUGCAUGACUUAAGUCCCUCUUUUUUGUAAGCCUCAGUUUACCCCCCUUUUAGGUGAUUUCCAAGCUGUCCUUUAGUCAAAGCUUGGAUGAUGCCCUAAAUGGAUCCUCCUGUGCCGGGGCUGCUGGUUCCUAUGGCACCUGUGUAGAUUACAAGAUAACACUCUGUCUAGGUGAAUGAAUGACAAAAAUGAUGGCCCUUCCGCUGGCUCAAUCCUGGCCAUAAGCUAGAUUCCAGACCUUCGCUCCUCAGCCCUUUAGCCCAUCAGAUGGAAAAUACGCACAGCCCUGUCCAUAUCUCGCCAUGUUUGGGAACUACUGCACAGGGUGACCUGUUGUUUCCUGUGACUUGCUAACCUGAGCUAACCCGACUGUCGGUUGCCAGCUGAAAGAAAUGUUGGGAGUGGAAAGUAAUGAUGGGAGGAAUGUACCCUACAUGCAAAUUUUCCUCUAGCCAGCAGGGGGCACUGCAGGCUCCUUCUGGAUUGUGCUUUAGUGGCUUAACAACUGGGUGGGGGGGGGGCGGUUCUUUGCUUUCAGUUUUUAGGCAAAGUUCAGCAGUUCUGCCUGCCAAGCUCCUUACCUCAGUUCUGGGUCUACCAGUCACUACCACCUACCAUGCUGUAAGGAAGGUUUCCCAGCAACAAAAGAGCACUCCAGCCCCAAAUAUGGAGAAACCACAGGCUCUGAGUGAGUGAUUGUCCAGGCUGAGUCUGAGGGCAAGCUGCUGCAGGGAGACCGAGAAGUGUCAGGUCUGAUCUUAUCUGAACACAAAGACACUAAGGACGUGAGGCUUAGAGAGGGAUGCGCUGAACGUGUACCAGCCUGAUGCUGCUGUGGAGAAGGAAAAGCCAGUCAGAGAUACCCUGGGGGUGAUGAGCUGUCCCUGGGGUGUGGUACAAAGGACUCUGGGAUGAACCAGCCCCCUGAGAGGUACCAGUGAUGACUCCACCUUUGCAUGAAACCAGGCAGCCCUGUCUUCUCCACAUGAUGAGCGAUGGUCACCUCCUCCUUUGCUAAGCAGCCCUGGCACUCAGAGGAAGGGUGGAAGAGUGGAUGCUUGGUCCCCUAAGAAGAUGAAAAGGGAGGGGCAAGCAGACAUGUAUUUGUGCACUGAUUGCCUGGCUCCCACAAAGAUUUCAGCAAUGGGGAAACCCAAAGCAUCAUCAGAGGGCCAGGAGAGGGCCUGGAAAUGGACAGAAGGGCAACCAGAGACUCUAACCUCUGCCUUUCUAGGCAUUUGACUCAGGAUCUGAACAAGAACAUGUUCUGGGCAGUGUGUCUCAGGGUAGCAGCUGCAGGAAGGAGCAUGAAGAAGGCUCAGGAGCUCCUGGAAAUGAGAACAAGCUUGGGCCAAACGAGAAACACGGGGUUGAGUGUGCAUCUGUGUCUGCAGCAUGUGGACACGGUUCCUGUCUGUGUCUGCAGCAUGUGGACGCAGUUCCCGUCUGUGUCUGCAGCAUGUAGACGCGGUUCCUGUCUGUACCUGCAGCAUGUCUGCAGCAUGCGGACACAGUUCCCAUCUGUGCAGCAUGCAGAUGCAGUUCCCAUCUGUGCAGCAUACAGACGUAGUUCCAGUCUGGGUCUGCAGCAUGCGGACGCAGUUCCUGUCUGUGCAGCAUGCAGAUGUGGUUCCCGUCUGUGCAGCAUGCAGACGUGGUUCCCGUCUGUGUUACACGCGGACAUUGUUCCUGGAAAGUGGUGAUACACAUGAGACAGACAGAGCUGCUUUAUGGAGCCACUGGCAUUACCGCACCCGGGAGGGCACAAAGCAAAGGUGUUUUUGCACAGGGUCAUUUUCAUCAUUAUAGCCAGGACCCUUCCUGCCAGCAGAGGAGGCCUGGGGUAGAACAAAGUCUGUAAGGGGCUUCCUCCCCUAGUGGGUCUCCACGACAGACCAGAGAUGCUGUGCAACCUAAAAACAGCUGCCAGGGAAUGAAAGGGGGGGGGUGAGAGAGGAAGCUCAGCCACGGGGCACUUUCUGCCUUCCUUAGAUCAUACAGUAGCCUUCUGCCGUGAGGCCAUCGUCACCCUCUUGAAGGGUCCCUUCCUCAAGGCUCAGUCAGUGGUCACAAGAAACUUGUAGAGAUGUGCAGAAUGCAGGCUCACAGAGUGUCCUUAGGGUGCCCAGUCAGAAAGACUGGGCUGAAGACAGCAUCAGAUGUGCUGGGAUGCAGGAGGCUUAGUAGCCAGGGCCUGGUCAUGAAUACGGCAAACCCUUCCAGGUUUCUCAGGAAACAGGAAUAGUACCAUCCCAGAAGCAAGGAGAUAAGGUGCAGUAAAAAGCUGCGGAUUUCACUGGAGACACCAUGAAUACAGACAGCCUUGGGCAGCGCAGAAAGGUCCAAAUUCUAUUACUGAAACCAAAAUUGAGCAUCUCAAGCCUGGACAAAAGCUUCUGGAGCUGGACUAAAAGGCCAGAAGUCCAGGAGGCAGGCUCCAGCUGCAGCCGCACAGUCCUCCUGAUGGACUCGAGGGCUGAAGAGGAGCCUGGCAGCAUGAAGCAUUGUUUAUUGUGUUACCAGGAGAUUUAAAAACCAGCUGAGCAUCAAAGCUCCAGGCCCAACCUCAGACGGCAGCACUGGGGCAGAAGAGCCAACUGCCCCCAGAAUCCUGGACGUCUUUAGCUGGAAGCACCACAUCCCUAGGCCUAGUAGAACUCUCCUCCUAAGGGGUGCUUGCCAGCCGAGUCCCAGGCCCCGUGGAACUGCCACUCAACAGAACAGUAGCUCUGUUUGUUAUUAUUCAUGGAGAUGGCUAAGAUUGCUACAGAAUGCCCUUCGGGGGACGGAGAUGUAGCUGGGCAUCGGGCUCAGCUAGCAGAGUGCUUGCCUACUGAAUACAAAAGCCUGGGUUCAGCCCACAGCACUGCACAAGCUAGAUAUGACGGUGCACACCUCUAACUCCAACACUGGAGGGAUGGAAGCAGAAGGAGUCAGAAAGUCAAGGUGCUUCUCAGCUGCAUAGCCAGUCCAAGUCCAGCCUGGGCAGCAUGAGACCCCAUCGCGAAAAGAAAAAAGCAAACCCUCCCCUACAUGAUGGCCUGGCUACAUUAGUGGGAAUGCAGCAGAAGCUAGCAAGAAGUUCAAGUCCCUGACAGACUCGAUGCUACUACACUUCUGUUCGAUUGGCGUGCAGUAAAGCAAUGAUCAGAAUAUCAAAGCCCCUCCACAGCAUGUGGUAAAUAGCCCUGCCCCAAAUGUGUCCCUGGGUGUCCUUUGGUAACCUCAGAAGCCCUGGCCCCUCCACUGGGAAUCCUGUAUCUUCCUGUGAUCCAGUCUGCUGGAGGAGAUACCAGCGCUGUGGCCAUUUCUACCCUCUUGAGGUGUCCAGGACGCAGUGAUUUGGGGACCUAUGGUAACUUGCUCAAAGUCGCCGAGCUCGUAGGUGGCAGUGCUGGGACUAUCUGAUGCUGGGACCUAGGUAUCCAUCAUUUUCCAUACAGUGGCCAGAGAAGCUCCAUUCUGGAAGAACUCACCCGAAGCUGACCUGUUGAAAAGCUGGGACACAUUUGAGCAGGUGAAUUCUGGUUCGAGCCGCCUUGCUGACAGUGAUGGAAACUAAGGCAGUCCUUCCAAACCGCUUUUGAACAACUUCAAGCUAUGUGAAACUCAGUUUGCAGAUCAUUGAGUUGAGCUAAUAAGGGUUGAGGCCAAAUUGGAUCCAUUUCCUGUUGUCAUGAAGAAGCUUCUGUCGUUUUAAACUCCGCGUCCACUGGGCUUAUAGAUACACUACAGUAUCAGAAUUCGAUGGAACCAACGGAAACCCCAAAGCCAAAAGAAUACUUAUUAUCCGACCCUCUUACAGAAAAGUCUGCUGACCCUUGCAUCAAGAUAAACACCCUGGCCACUGGGACAACAAGGUUACAUCCUCCUAAGCAUUUAAGGACAGAAAUCGACUCCCUAGCUAAAGGAGGCAGGGAGAGAUGGGGACUUAAUGACUAUCUAACCCUUUCCUGACACUCAAGGGUUUAAAAUUCCAAGUACUGUAAAUCGCAAGUUGGUUGAUGCAUACAUUUGAUACAAGUCAGAUGAAUUCACCCUCUCAAGCUGACAGGUGAGGGACCAGGAACAUGACCUUGGCUACAGGUGGCCUUGCUGGUUCCCCAACACCAUCUCUACAGCUGUCAUCUCAGCCCCUCAUUGGCCCCCUGGGGUCUCUUGAGCCCUAAUGAGUACUGGUGAGUGAAUGGCUAUGAAACGCGGGCUUUGAAUAAAGGGGAGUGCCCAGUGUUGACUCCAGCAGCUCCCAAUCUAGCGAGCCAUCCUCACUAGGUCUCUGAAAACAAGUUCUCGAGGGUCCCCGGAAGGCUUUGGCUCAGAAGGAUGCAGAGGGAGUGAGAAGCCAGAUUCCACUAAAAGGUAGACGUUUUCUUCAAGUAUGAGGUGCAAGCAACCAAGCCACCCUUACAAUGGAAAUUUCUGAAUUCACUGCAAACAUGUCAAGCUGUCUCACCUGCCACAACAGCUGGUGUCACCCAUCAUGGUAGUCCCCCUUACAAAGCCCAGACUUGGCCUCGGGUUCUUCAUGCAGCUCUUCAGACAGCCUGUCCCAGAUGGAGGUGGCAUGAAAGAUGGAACCUGGUUUACUACCUUACUGCCUUUGUGAACUGGACCAUUGCUUUCCAGCAGGCAGGCAUGGUCCUUAAUAUUCCUUCUCUGAUGCUGUGGUACAGCUCCAAGGAUGCCAGAUUCUCACCUAUCUCCAGCAGAA